Messenger RNA from Protopolystoma xenopodis, 336 nucleotides. NCBI's taxonomy places the organism in Eukaryota, Metazoa, Platyhelminthes, Monogenea, Polystomatidea, Polystomatidae. The record is from the annotation of a GenBank genome assembly.
AUGUUGCAUGGUACUGCGUACGCGCACUGCCGAACGACUGGUUAUCGUAUUCAAGUCUCUUGCAUUCUCCAGGGGUCUGUUCACAAUGGCUUGGCUUCCGUCCAAUCUGGCUAUGAAACCAGCCCAAUACUUCUCACCCCUGUAAACCGGACCUGGUUCGCCUGCAACCCGGAAGAUUUCAUUAAUCCUUUCGCAUUGCGAUACAACCUUCUCGUAUUUGAAAGCUUUGCGGCAAUUUUUGGUCUUUUGGGUUAUGUGGUCACAAUUACUAGGCAGCGACUACUGGAUGAGCGGCUCGUAGACAAAGUACGACGACAAAUCGCCGCAGUCGUAUAG